Molecule: messenger RNA, 3818 nt
Organism: Mizuhopecten yessoensis (Yesso scallop)
Lineage: Eukaryota; Metazoa; Mollusca; Bivalvia; Pectinida; Pectinidae
Exons: 2
Coding region: 266-829 (187 amino acids)
Source: RefSeq, a predicted model, not a curated record
AUGGACAAUGUACUGCUACAAUUUGGGGGGUUUUCAGUCUGAACUUACACAUAGACUUGUGUAAACGUCUCUGUACGUCCUGUUCUAGAUUUGUACAAGCCCUAAUGAACUUUAACCCAUUGACCUCUGUUCAUUGCGAGCGUCGAGUACUACUGUGUGUUUGUAGUGUUAGACGCGUCUUGCUAUGAGGAAGGAACGAGGAACGAGAGGGUGUGCAGACUGAUGAGACUUGUCUGAUGAGGACAGAUCACAGACUAGAUACAAAAUGCCUCGUCAACUAAGCACCUCCUUGUCUGAUCUGAUGCUGGCUAUCUCAGCCUUCUAUGUGGCACACUACUGGUAUCAACACAACUACAACUAUGCAGCUAUUGGGAUGAUCAUACAAGGCUGUGCAGCCUCCAUGGGGAUAUUUCGCUUUGCCAUGGAAGAACCACAGGGAACAAUUAUCUAUAAGGCCCACAAGUUUUUGUCCUGGUCAGCUGGGGCUGUGGGUGUCCCGAUGAUUGCACUCAUGUUUUGUUAUAAGUAUGGGUCAGCUGCCCUAGCCAAUAAGAUCUCAAUAUUUGUUGUGUGUAUCCUUCUAGUGGUACGCUUCCUCCCACCAAAGAAUCGAGAACUUUGCUCACAAGCUGUAUCUGGCUUUUCCAUCCUCACUAUGGCCACCCUGUGUGGAUUCAACAAGAAUUGGUUUGGAUUUGGAGCAUGUUUUGUGUAUGCAGCAGCGGGCAUUCUAUUUGGUUCUGAUGGGAAACUGCUGGAAAUUCCAAAAGUAGACUUCCUUCACUAUUUUCUCAUUGUUGGCAAUACACUUUUUAAAUUGGCUCUUUAGUGUAGAGAGGUGUUAUAUUAGGAUCCAACCUUUUUGAUUAGAGAUGUCACUUUUGCUGAGUGCAGAACAAUAUUCCAUUUCAUUUCACACCAAAGAAACAACCCAUUGAUAUAUCUGUUACAGAUGAAGUGCUAUCACCUGUCUAAACCAAACCCUGUUUAAGGGUCCCUGUACCGCUGUCAAAAGCUGUAUUUAUGUAGUGGAAACUGCUUUUUCGUCUAUAGCUUUGAUAAACUAUUUCUGACAAGAAAACCAUACAUUUCAUUUGUUGGACUUCUGUGAAACAUUUAUAAAAAUGAUAUUUAAAACAAUAUACCUUGUAUAAUCAGCAACAAGCGUGUUCUGAGUGUAAAAAAUCUAGCUGGACGUAAGGGACUUCAAGCUCUAGACCUCAUUAAUGUUAUAUUGUCCCUCUAACCACUGAGCUACCUGGUCAACAGAAGUAACCUGGCCGAAUUGUGUGAAAAGGAAAUCAAAGGGAGGUAACUACAUAUACGAAAAACUACACUGGAAUCUCUAGUGUUUUGUCUGCAGUGGGACCGGGGUCCUUAAACCUUAAUGAACAUGAACUUCAUUUACUUUUCACUUGUCUACAUCCUUAUUUCUACAGUUAAACUCUUUAUCAUUUAUACAUACAGUUCUCUGAAUAGUGCUAACAAAAUUACAUGAUGAUUAUAUUUCAAUUCAAUUAUGUGAUUUUCAUCACUAUGGAUCAUUACUGAUGCGUACAGUUUGCAGUAGAAGGGAGAUAACCUCAACCAUGUGCUUUGGAGUGUCCGGGCCAACUUGAAUGUCUUCUAGUCUUAUUAUUCUAACAGUGAGUUCUAAUUUUGUUCUGGUGAUGUUACUGUUAAAAGACAAAAAUUUACUGUGGUAUCUUGACAGUUAAUCAAGCCAUGGAUUGUACAUUUCGAAACAAGAUAUAUAUAUUUGACAUUUUUGUUGUUGUAAGUGUUACAAUCUGCAUGAGAGCCUAGAAAUGUUAUAUGUUUCAGGUAUUUUGAAUUUACUAGGUCAAAGUUUUCAUCAUCAUAACAUGUCUCCGAAAGUUGUCAUAGACCCUCUGAUAACUGAAGUUUGAGGAUGACCUGUAUCAUGUACAAGCUUAAUACUUAAAUUUGUAACCAGUUUAUAGUUUGUCGCUGGUGAUAAAGUGUAGUGUACUGUUUUAUUAAAUAACAGAUGGCCUCCUUACCUAAACACCAUCCUAAAUAUAUAUAUUACAGCAGGCGUCUUUAUGUAUAUAAUCGUAAUACCAGGUAGUGAUGCAGACUUGGAGAUGUGUAUGAACAGGAGGGAUGGUGUGAGUGUAAGAUGUACCAUACUACUGUGGUGAAUAUCAACAAUGAAAGUAAAUUUAGUGUAUAAUAGUGAGUUUUGGUGUACAAUAGUGAGUUUUGGUGUACAAUAGUGAGUUUUGGUGUACAAUAGUGAGCUUUAGUGUAUAAUGGUGAGCUAUAAAAGUGUGUAUACCAAUGUCUUGCACCACACAAUACAUCAAGACUCUUGUAAAAGUCUUGCACCACACAAUAUAUCACAGGGACUUGUACAAUUUUGUUAAUGUCUUACACCACACAAUACAUCACAGAGACUUGUAAAAGUUUGUUAACCCUUAUCAUACACCACAUACUAUAUCAUUGGGACUUGUGAAAAUAUCAUAACAAAUAUGUAAGAAAGACUAUGAUACAGAUUAAGCUGAGGAGGCACUAUAGCUUAGUGAGACGUAGUGGAGGAGGCCAGAUAAUUAGGUAACCUAAUGGACAUCUGGCUCUAAUAAGUGAUGUGUAAAGGUGAUGGGGUUGGAUGGGUGGGAGGAUGUACACUCAAGUCUCACCUAUUAGAUGUGUUCACAAAUACUUAUCAUACAAAUGUAGGUUAGAGCUCUGUAGUGAUGUAGAAUUGAAUGAAAAUGUUAAAACUUUGCAACUUUUUCAUGCAAUUUUCUGUACAUUAUGAUGGAUGUAUGUAAAGUACAUAAAUAUAUAGGUACUUUAUAUAAUUGACCUGCUUCAAGUGGCUAUGAUAUAAAUGUUAUUCUACUCGUCAGAACUCGGUUCAAUGGUGCCUUCCUUCAUAAAAUAAUUCUAAAUGUGCUAAAUGCAAGAAUGGGUUGUGAAUACUCUCAUGGCCAGACUAGAAAGGAAUUUAUUUGGAUAGAAUUUGUACGUCAUCUACUUCUCACAAUAGAGAAAAAACAAUAGUAUCAUAAGUUGGUUAUCAAUGUGAUUGACCUGGAAGUACUGUGCAAUAUAAGUCUGUGAGAGUGAAUAUGAUAGGUACUGCAUUAGGAAGAUUUUAGUGUAACAAUAGUUUUAUAACAGAACAUGAUUCACUGCCUGGUAUCUUUGAUUUGAUCAUUUAAUUGUAAGGAUAUAAAUGGGGGGGGGGGGGGGGGGGGGGGGGGGGGUCGUGAUUGCUACUUUUAAGAUUGGUUUCCACAUUGAUUGUUUUAUUUUCGUAAAUGGUAUUUAUUGUUGAGGUUUUAUUGAUAUUGUCGGGGGGAAAAAAUCCAUAACUACCAAGAGUGACAGGAAAAAAUAUAAAGUGCCAGAUUAAUACAAAGUAUUAUAUAGUUAUAGACUUAGUUUAGACCACAUCAUGAGAAGCUGCACUUAGUUAAACCACCAUCGGAUUUCAUGACAUAAAUGUAAUUGGUAUUGAUACAACGAGGGGUAAAUGCUUAGAACCCUAAAAGUAGAGAGUUUCUAUACCACAUAAAGAGAAAGCAUGCUGUUGGUUGAUUCAGUGGUCUACUCUUUAUUGAUAUGAUACCUUUUUUAAAUGCAUUAAAAUAGACCAUGUCAAUAAAGCUUUAAUUUCUGAACACCAGCAGGAGGAACCCAUUUAUUUUUUUACUGUAAGUUUUUUACAAUGUGUACAUGUUUGUAUAUCAAAAUAUGAUGGCAUUACAUUGUAGUUCAAUUAUGAAUUGUGAAGUUUGUUGAUUGAAGUUGUUGUAUCAGAGAAAAUAAAUACAUUUAAAGAAAAA